CGGCUGUACGAGCAUGGCCAGCCCGCCUCCUGCAGAGCCCGCACCCAAGCGCCAAAAGGUCGCAGACCCCGACCUCCCCUUCCACCCGUCCCUCCUCGACCCCUCCAACGUCGACCGCCUGCGACAAGCUCACCACGACAGCACCCCGUACAAGCACGCCGUCAUCAACAAGCUCUUCACAGACGACUUUAUCAAACGCGCCCGCAACGAAAUCACCACCCAGCUCAGCUUCCGCGAAAAGGAGACCGACAUCUGUCAGAUCAACCAGACGGGCGACCUCAGCAACCUGUCGGGCCUGCCCGCCGAAGAGCUCGCCGUCCUCCCGACCCUCCUCGAGCUGCGCGACGCCAUCUACAGCAAGCAGUUCCGCACCUUCCUCCAGGACGUCACCGGCUGCGGCCCCCUGAGCGGCACCAAGACCGACAUGUCAUGCGCCGAGUACACCGAGGGUUGCUACCUGUUGAACCACGACGACGUGAUCGGAACGAGGCGCAUCAGCUUCAUCCUCUACCUCGUCCUCGACGAGCCUGCGUGGCAACCCGAGUGGGGCGGCGCCCUCGAGCUGUACCCGGUCCUCGAGGCCGACGACGAGAACCCGGACCGCCCCAACGUCCCCGUCGCCAAGCCGUCCGUCGUCAUUCCGCCCUCGUUCAACCAGAUGGUAUUCUUCGAGGUGCAGCCGGGCCACUCGUUCCACUCGGUCGAGGAGGUCGUCGUCGAGGGCGACAAGCAGAAGGGCGGCGUCGGCGCACGCGUCAGCUUGAGCGGCUGGUUCCACAAGCCGGUCGAGGGCGAGGAGGGCUUCGAGGGCAGCGAGGGGUUCCAGGCCAAGAGCAGCUUGCAGCAACUCCGACGACCGCAGUACGCGACGACCCUCUCGGCCGCCACGCCUUACGCCUCUCCCCUCCCCCUUCCCUUGCCGACCAUGCCCUCGCCCGCCGACGUCGCCUACCUCACGCCGCUCAUCAACCCGGCCUACCUCACGCCCAAGGUCGUCUCGCACCUGCGUACCUCGUUCUGCGAAUCGUCGCACCUCGUCCUCGCCGACUUUCUGCACCCGACGCUCGCCGGCGAGCUCGAGCGCCUCAUCCGCGAGCGCGACGCCGACAUGGAGCGAGGUCGGCGCGCCGCCGUCGUCGGCGGCAGCACGACCAACAAGGUGCCGCCGCACGACGCGGGCGAGGACGCCGAGCAGGGCUGGAAGGUCGUCGGCCCGCCGCACCUGCAGCGCUUCGUGUCGCUCGCCGCCGACCGCACGUCGCGCACGUCGAAGCCGGACCGGCUCUCGGACCUCCUCCUCCAGGUCCACGACCUGUUCACCUCGUCGGCGUUCGCGGCCCUCCUCGCGAGCCUCACGUCGCUCCUCCCGACGGCGUACACGACCGCCGUGCGCCGGUUCCGCCCCGGGCUCGACUACACGCUCGCGCGCGGCGAGGCCGCCGCCGACGAGGGCGCGAGCGCAAAGCUCGACGUCGGCCUCGGCCUCACGCCGAGGUGCGACGACGAGGCGGACCGUGCGCUGUGGGAGGCCGGCGACGUCGGCGCGUGGGACAUCUGGCUCGCCAACGAGGAGGGCGGCGACGAGGCGACGUACGGCGGUGCUGGAGCCGAGAAGAAGGACGCGCCGGCGUCGGGAGAGGGCGAGGCUGAGGAGCAGCAGGAGCAGGAGCCAGAGGAGGAGGACGACGACGGCCCGCUCCUCGCGCUCGAGCCCGAGUGGAACCGCCUGCACCUCGUCCUGCGCGACCCGGGCGUGCUCGCGUUCGUCAAGUACGUCUCGGCGCGUGCGCCGGCGAGCAGGUGGGACGUGGCGGGCGAGUGGGAGGUGCAGGGCGUCGAGGAGGACGAGGACGGCGAGGGCGACGAGCAGUAGAGCAAGGAGAACAACGCGAUAGAAUCUCUCUUGAGCGCAC
This is a messenger RNA of Rhodotorula graminis WP1, 1913 nucleotides long. RefSeq lists its product as uncharacterized. Gene Ontology annotation, biological process: regulation of translational termination; peptidyl-proline hydroxylation. Gene Ontology annotation, cellular component: cytoplasm. The record is from RefSeq and is a predicted model, not a curated record. Gene Ontology annotation, molecular function: peptidyl-proline dioxygenase activity; L-ascorbic acid binding; iron ion binding. The transcript has 5 exons. Bases 14 to 1873 code for a protein of 619 amino acids. NCBI's taxonomy places the organism in Eukaryota, Fungi, Basidiomycota, Microbotryomycetes, Sporidiobolales, Sporidiobolaceae.